AUGAAAUGUGUGAUCCUUUGCCUGUGUGUGUUACUGUGUGGGAUUACGAGAGUUAGCAUGGUGGUGGUGCUGAACGGCGUGCUCGCGGACGAGUGCCCGACAUCAGUGCGCGCGCUGCUUGCCGCGCACCCUGGCUACAGAGAUGCGGCUGCGCAACUACUAGCGGCCGCCGCUAGGGUUGUACCACCGCCUGGCUUGCUGUAUGUCGGUCAACGGGAGUUAGCGGCUGUGGUACCACAUGACAAAAACGUCAACAUCAUUGGAUCAGAUGACGCCACAUCAUGUAUAAUCGUCGUUAUCAGGCAUUCAGGGUCAGGUGCAGUAGCUCUAGCCCACUUAGAUGGGUCCGGCACAGCGGAGGCGGCGGCGGCGAUGGUGUCCCGAGUCCAACAGCUGGCCGUGGGGUACCCGGAGGGCAGGCUCGAGUUACAGCUCGUUGGAGGCUUCACAGAUCCUCACCGAUAUUCCGAUGAGCUGUUCGCGAAUAUUAUGUUAUCAUUCCACCGGCUCUCAGUGGAGAUAGACCUGACACUGGCUUGUUGCUGUGAGCUGAACACAGCGCUCGGCGGUGGGUCUGCCGCACCCCUCGUCACAGGUGUCGGUGUGGACAUCCGCGCCGGUGAUCUCUUCCCUGCCACAUUCCCUGACAAAGGACCUGAACUGCCACUAAGGGGUGCUCGGACUAUUACAAGUGGCCCACAUUCUGGACAGGUGCUAGAUAUAUACGACAACACGGUGGGCCUGCUCCGCAUCGGUCCCUUCAACUACGAGCCACUGCGCGGCGUGGACCUGUGGCUGGAACAAUCGGAUGACUUCAUUCUGCAACACCUCAGCACUACACCCGCUGUGGAACCGCCACAUUUCGUGCAUAAUAUCCGUGUAACCCUGAAAUUCAUACAGCAGCACCCGUUCCCGGCUGUGACAGUGUUCCCGGACAAUCGCUCGCAUUAUUACCGCCGCGACGAACAAUCUGGGUGUUGGGUACCCAUGCGCUUCUAA
Spodoptera littoralis (African cotton leafworm) is the source of this 999-nucleotide messenger RNA. The record is from the annotation of a GenBank genome assembly. NCBI's taxonomy places the organism in Eukaryota, Metazoa, Arthropoda, Insecta, Lepidoptera, Noctuidae.